Messenger RNA from Dovyalis caffra, 849 nucleotides. NCBI's taxonomy places the organism in Eukaryota, Viridiplantae, Streptophyta, Magnoliopsida, Malpighiales, Salicaceae. The record is from the annotation of a GenBank genome assembly.
AUGGCUGCCUCUGCUGCUGCAGCUGUAGGCUCAUCUUUCUCUCCAUCAUCAAUUCACACCCUCAAAUGCAUGCAUCUCAAGCACUGUCCGUCUGAUCAUUCUUUCCUCAAAGUCUCACCAGCUCGCAUCAUGUUAACCUCGUUAUCUCGCUCUAAUUAUGUUAUAGAACCACUUUCACAAGUUGCAGUCUCAUGGAGGUUGCCAAGAGUAUCUGCUGCUGUUGCUCAAGAGGAGGCACCUCCACCUGCAAAUGCUUCUGCGCUGGAAGAGGAGGAGCUGACUUCUGGAGAAGCAGAAGGAGAAGCUGAUCAGGUCCCUGCAGUUAAUACUAAGCUUUACUUUGGGAAUUUGCCAUAUAAUGUUGACAGCGCCCAGCUUGCUGGAAUCAUUCAAGAGUAUGGUAGUCCAGAGAUGGUCGAGGUUCUCUAUCACAGAGAAACUGGAAGAAGCAGAGGUUUUGCAUUCGUGACAAUGAGUAGCAUUGAAGAUUGUAAUGCAGUCAUUAAAAAUCUUGAUGGAACCCAAUACAUGGGUCGCAUCUUGAGGGUGAACUUUGCAGAUAAACCUAAGCCUAAAGAACCAUUAUAUCCAGAAACAGAAUACAAACUUUUUGUUGGAAAUUUAUCUUGGUCAGUAACAUCUGAAAGUUUGGCACAAGCCUUUCAAGAAUAUGGUAACGUUGUUGGAGCAAGGGUUCUAUAUGAUGGGGAGACUGGAAAAUCCCGUGGUUAUGGUUUUGUAUGUUACUCAACAAAAGCAGAGAUGGAGACAGCCCUUGUAUCUCUUAACGGAGUGGAACUAGAGGGACGAGCAUUGCGUGUAAGCUUAGCUGAAGGGAGAAAAUCAUAA